This is a messenger RNA of Cooperia oncophora, 669 nucleotides long. Lineage: Eukaryota; Metazoa; Nematoda; Chromadorea; Rhabditida; Trichostrongylidae. The record is from the annotation of a GenBank genome assembly.
AUGGGUCCACAACCAAGUGCUCCCGUUAAGAAGAAGGUAGAAUUCAAACUACCACGUGGCGGGCCUCGACGGCAAGGACUACGCCCACCUGGACCUCCUUGUGGUAUUCCUCCGGAUUUGAGCGACAGCGAAGGCGAGGGCGAAAAUGAGCAUGACCCCUACCACGUUCAAAUUCCGGCUGAUGACGACUUGGCACCUGUGAUAAUCCCUGAUUUCGAUGCCCCCAACAAGUUCCCGAAGUUUCCACCACCAAUCAUGCCUUUGCGACAGCCUCCCGGUCCUCCACCAGGUCCAGUGCCACCAAGGUUCAAUCCUAUGGGUAUCCCCAUCCCCGGGCCCCUCCAAUUGCCAGUCCUCCUCCGUGGCCUGCUACCGAGAACGAUGCAGGAGGCGCUUGUAGACUCUCCUCUGCUCCCUGUAAUUCGAAAAGAUCGUGAACAACAGCCCACGAUCGGUCCACAAGCCCCCACAGUUGUUUCUGCCGCUCCGCAACUCAGAAAUUUGAGAAAGGAGACCGUUAAGUUCGAUACAGUUGUGCUGAAACGCAAACCAACGGGUGUUCGACCGAAACCGGCAAUUCGAAGACCUCAGACAGAGGCGACACAACAGGCGAAAACCACAGAUGAAGCCUACAACGAAUUUAUGAAAGAAAUGGCGGAUCUCAUUUAA